Wallemia ichthyophaga EXF-994 is the source of this 780-nucleotide messenger RNA. Its product is annotated as Proteasome subunit alpha type-7. The record is from RefSeq and is a predicted model, not a curated record. Lineage: Eukaryota; Fungi; Basidiomycota; Wallemiomycetes; Wallemiales; Wallemiaceae. The transcript is spliced from 2 exons. Bases 1 to 780 code for a protein of 259 amino acids. Gene Ontology annotation, biological process: ubiquitin-dependent protein catabolic process. Gene Ontology annotation, cellular component: proteasome core complex; nucleus; proteasome core complex, alpha-subunit complex.
AUGUCCAGAUCAUAUGAUAGAGCACUCACGGUAUUCUCACCAGACGGUCACUUAUUCCAGGUGGAAUACGCGUUGGAGGCGGUGAGAAAGGGAACAUGCGCAGUUGGUUUAGUUGGUAAAGACUGCGUUAUUCUUGCUGUCGAGAAGAAGUCAGUUUUACAGCUUCAAGACGCGAGAUCGUUGAAGAAGGUUGUUGGAUUGGAUGACCACAUUUCAUUGGCAUUUGCAGGACUUACAGCUGAUGCUAGAGUGUUGGUUGAUAAAGCUAGGCUCGAAUGCCAGUCACACCGACUCACCGUAGAGGACGCUGUUACAGUGGAGUAUAUAACCCGCCACAUAGCUCAAAUUCAACAAAAAUAUACUCAAUCUGGUGGUGUUAGACCGUUUGGUAUUAGCUGCUUGCUUUCUGGGUUCGAUCCUUACGAAAAUACUCCAAAAUUAUACCUGACUGAGCCUUCUGGGAUUUAUACUGCAUGGAAAGCAAACAGCAUCGGUAGAUCAUCAAAGACUGUCAGGGAAUUCUUAGAGAAGAACUACAAGGAUGAUCUCAGCGACGAUGACGCUAUCAAGCUCACUAUCAAAUCACUCCUCCAAGUCGUGCAAACUGGGGCUAAGAACAUUGACAUAUCAAUUCUCAAGAAGGGCGAGAAGAGCACGCAGCUGGAAUCUGCCCAGGUUGAGCAGAUUGUAGAAGCCAUUGAAAGGGAAAACAAGGAAGAAGACGACAGAAGGAAGACUAGAUUGCAGGCUCAAUUGGAUGCUCAAUCCGCAAUGACCUGA